This is a messenger RNA of Boleophthalmus pectinirostris (great blue-spotted mudskipper), 7837 nucleotides long. RefSeq names its product chromosome unknown C5orf15 homolog (gene cunh5orf15). Bases 20 to 1423 code for a protein of 467 amino acids. NCBI's taxonomy places the organism in Eukaryota, Metazoa, Chordata, Actinopteri, Gobiiformes, Gobiidae. The transcript is spliced from 5 exons. The record is from RefSeq and is a predicted model, not a curated record.
CCUCAUUCACGCAUCCAACAUGGCGGCGAGCGGCACGAAUAGACGAAACAGCGUCAACAUGUUCUUAUUUUCUGCCAUUAUUUGUUGCCAUCUUUUAGUCCAGACAUGUCUCUCGGCUCCCGUGGGCAACUCGAACGGCACCACUCCUAAACACGAGUCACAACCAGGUGAUGAUGGUGAUGCAGCUUCAGCUCUGAACACAGGAAACGACAGCAUGAACAACUCAGUGCCUUCAGAACUCAACCAAACUCAGCAUGACCCCGUCGCAAACUCAAACGACCCCCAAAGUCCAGACCUGACAGAAGAAAAUAACUCCAGUCCACAAGAUCCUGCUUCAGCGCCCAACUCAGGAAACUCCAAUAAUUCUGGAAAUCCACCAGUUUCCAAAAACAUUGAAGCAACCACAGCAGGGAAGACAAAGGACAGUUCCGAAACUGCCCCAAAACCUGAUCCGCCAACAACAACAACAACGACGACGACCGGAAAGAAGUCUAGCGCCGUGAAUCCUAAUGCUUCGCAAGCUGCAUCAUCUUCACACUCGACUGCAGAAGGAGAAGAUCCAAUACAGAACAAUGAUAAUAGCCAUGAAGAUAAUGGUACUAAAGCUGGUACUGGAGAUGAUGAUAAGGAUGACAGUGGUAAAAAGAAUGCUAGUACUGAGAAAACAGCAACAACACAAAGUCCGGUUAAUGUGGAUACUGGAAAGACUACCGCUACAGCAGGUCUAAGUGACAUAACCAUGACCAAAGCGCCAACAUCUCCACAAAAGACAACCAAUUUACCUGAAGAUAAGCCUAUGGACAAUUCGGAGAUGACGGUGAUUGGUUCUUCGGAAACAGGGGGCGAAGGGGGCGAAGAGGGCGAAGAGGGCGAAGAGGGCGAAGAGGAGGGCGAGGAGGGCGAGGGCGAGACAGAGGACAAGACCAAACCCACAGAGGUCACAGAAGAGACUGACCUGACCACUCUGCCCGAAAUGACCACAGAUGGGAAAGACCUGCUGUCCAGAGUCACCAGCAAACAGGACAUGGAGCAGGGCAACUUUUAUGCUGAGGAUGAAGAUGAAGACGAAGACGACGACGCAUACAAUGACUACGACUCCCUGCUGAGGCCCGGGGGGAACACGGGUGUGAAGGAGGAGGAGACGAGGCCAAACGCGGUGCCCAAUCAGUUCGUGACGCGGCUGGAGGUAGUCGACACGAGCGAGCAGAACUCUCACUUCUUCUUUCACCUCGUCGUCCUCAUCAUCCUCGUCGCCAUCGUCUACAUCACCUACCACAACAAGAGGAAGAUCUUUCUUCUGGCCCAGAGCCGGCGCUGGAAGGACGGUCUGUGCUCCAGGAACUCGGUGGAGUACCAUCGCCUGGACACCAACGUCAACGAGGCCAUGCCCUCCCUCAAGAUCACGCGGGAUUAUAUCUUUUAACCCCGCCGCACCCUCUCUCCGCUACAUCUCUUAACCCGACCUUCCCUUUCAGACUCGUGCAAUGUUUCGCUGUAGACUCGUGGUUCUCAAACUGAAAGAAAUUGCGCUACGUUGAAUCCCAAUCUGAAAUCCGUGCCAUACCACCCUCACGUUACCAGUCACACAUCGCCAGCACACGCAAUAGCUUUGAAAACCGCUCGAGAAAAGCGCUAAUUGAUCAAAUGUUUAGUUUAUAGAUGAAUUUUUGAGCCAGGACUGAUAUCCAGUAUUUGUUUUGCCAUUGUGGCCGAGAGCUGAUACUGAUAUUAAGCAUUUAAAAUCUAUAUAUCUGCAACAUUUUCAAUAUUGGACCAAUACCGAUAUCUGGGGAAAUCUGCUGAUAUCGCCGAUAAUGCAUAUAAAGAUCAUUCUGAUGUCAAAACCAUGUGUCGCGUAUCAAAUUUGAGAAAACGAUCAAUGCAUUCCUAGUACCGUAUUUUCCGCACUAUAGGGCACUCUGGAUUAUGGUCUAUUUUAGAACUUUUUUCACAUAGAAACCGCACCGGGCUAUGAGGCGUAUUAAACGAAACACAACAGUUAGAUAAGUCAGUCAAAUUUUAUUUAACACGUUCACAAUAACUCUCAACUUUGUUCAAUUGUAAUGCAUAAAAAAAAUAAAAAUACUGUCUGAGAUGCUAAAUUGUUGCGUAUUCACAAUAAGUUAUAAUAGUCCAAAGAGUUGGGUGAUUCCGGCGUCCAGCUCGUCCACAUCCCUCUCGUCAUUAUCCGAGUCAGUGUGGUUACUGUUCCCUGGCAGUUCAGUGAUGAUUCUGGUCUUGGUGAAAGCUCGGACCACAGUUGAUACUGAUCCUUAGCCCAGACGUCCACGAUCCUUUGAAAGAUCUGAACUAAAGGUCAAACUUGGCUGUUGACAGAUCAGUAAGUCACUCGCCGCUGUCUCUCUGUCUUCGUGAAUGUGUAUUCUUCUUCUCUCAUCCACUGCUCUCACACAGCUCACAUUUUAACUUUAUAACAUUCUUGAGUUUAAAGUGGGCGUUGUGAGCGUGUCUCUUGACAGGUGCAUUUUGAUAUUAAAAGGAAUCACAGUCUGCAUUACUCCUGAUGCUCCUGACUACGGGAGCCGUAAUGCUGCAAGUGGAGCGGCUUUGUAGUUUACUAAAGCCGUACUAAGACACCCCAAUAAAUUCAUAUAUAAGGCGCAGUCAUUUUUUAUUAAAUUAAAGGCUUUUAAGUGCGCCCUAUAGUGCGGAAAAUACAGUAAAUCAAUUCCAUUAAGUAAAUCACCUUCCUCAGACUCAAAUUGUCUUCAUCAAGGUAAGCCUUAACUGCCUUUUGAGUGUUACUGCCCCCUGCCAACUCAAAACGUACACUACAGGUCAAAUCCUCACACAUUUCUCUAUGGGGGACGGUAAAAGUUUACCUUAACCUUUCAGCGAACUAUAUUUGGAGAUGUUCAACUUAAAAUAUCUAUUCAAAUGUCGAAAAAGUAGAUGUAGACAGUAAGGAAUGGGACAAGAUCUCACCAGACAAAAAUGCCACAAGACUGCGCACAUGAGAAAAAUGAUAUCGUGAGACUUUUUUUCCUCAUUUUGGUUUGGACAAAAAAAGAAUUAAGGUCUUUUGAGAAGCUGUAGUUCCAAAAAGCAGAGUAGAAUGACGACAAAAAUAUGAAAUGAAGUAAAAACAAAGUCCGAAGCGAAGUUUGGGAACUAAAUCCAACUAUUUACACCUUAGAAAUUAUGUCAAAAUCUCGUUUUGUCUCGUUCUCCCAAUCUCGUGUCUCGUCUCGUCUUGUGGAAAUCGUCUCGUCCCAUUCCUAGCGGUCAACCACCCGGACGCAUCCCUCAGUUUGAGAACCACUCACUCACAAAAUUAUUUUCUGUUAAAGUGCUUUUUUUUUUUUUAUAGAAUAGUUUAAUCGUAAAUGUAUUUUCUUAAUUUAAUAAUUUCGUAUAGUUUAAAUGGGCCAUAUUACGCUGUUUUCUGAUCUAUGUUACAAUCUUUGUUUAUUAAAAAUACACUCGGAGUUGUGUUUUAGUUCAUUUCGCGUAAUACAGGAAGCGUGUUUUUAAACUUGAAAACCACCACAUCAUGACAUCACAAGGUGGAAUAGAGCAUUUUGAGCUUUGGAGAUGUAAACAGACUAAUAAUAAAAGCUUAAUCAAACGUGCAAAUGAAAAUAAAACACAACUCGGGGCCCGUUUUUGAGGAGGUAGCAACGUUCUAACAUGGCUUGAAGCUUGUGCGUAAUACAGGACCUUUUAUAAUAUUAUUGUAGUUUAUUUGGGGUCUUAUUUGUCUUAAUCAAUGGGAGAUUUUUCCAGCCUUACACUUUUUUAUAUUUUGUUAAAUUAUCGAUACUCUGAAGUAAUGUUACUUUUUGCUGAAGACAGAAAUGAAAAGUAAAUGAGCCAAAAAUAAGUCGUAUGAUUGAAUGUGACGUCCUUUUGAGAGGGACUUUUCUGUACUGAAGUUGGCUGUAUCUGGUAUUUUUCAACUAUCUUAAAGUUCAAUACGUAAAAGGAGACUUGAAGGCGCACUUGGUAACAGCUUGUCUCCAUGGUGAUACUGUUACGUUGCCUGGAUGUUCCGCAGCGUGGCACUUUUUCAAUUUAUUUUCGUAUAAACCAAAAACUUGGCAUCGUUUCACAUUGUUGAUUUAAAGAAUUGAAAGUUAGGAAAUCAAUUUUGUAUUAAAUUUCCACGGAGACGAGAAGGAAUGACGUCACCAGGCCUGGGUUACGGGACAGAUCUGCGGAGUGGGGAGCGCACUCAUAGUUAAAAGGUCCGCAGCAACCCCAACAGAAAUACAUUUAAUGCCAUACUAUGCGACAUUCCAGACAACGCAAUAGGGCUGGAGAUUGGUCGACUAAAGACGUGCUGCUGAUUGACCCGUUGACAAAAAAAAAACUCUUUCUCCUCAUUUCUUCUCCUCGAUUCUGCAGGAGAUGGGUGAGGAAGUCUCGCCCACAGAGGAGACACAGGGAGGAGAGAGGAUACAAACUCCUCACUGAGACUGAUAAAAUUUUAUUCUUUUCUCUGAUGCUUGCCCUUGAAGCCUCCCUCAAAUUUUCGUCUUCAUUCCGUGGUUUUCUUCGGGACACCACAUACCGUAUUUUUUGGACUAUAAGUCGCACCAAACUAUAAGUCGCACUUUUGGGGUGGAAGUGUAUUUUAUAAAAUCAGAGACCAAGUUGUAGUAAAAACAAAAGAAGAGAGAACAACAGACUGUUAACGUCACUUGUGAACAGUUCUUCAGAUAAACUAUAACAUAAACAACAGAACAAGUUUACCAAACUCUCCAUCUCACUCCAAAUCACUAAAUCCAUUCAAUUCUUCAUCCUCGGUGUCACUUCUGAACAACUCGGCCUCGACCUCCGGAUCAGCAUCAGUUCCAGUUAUUCGGGUCUUUCUGAAUCCCGACAGGAUGGUUUCAGUGUCACUGAAGUCCAGGCUUUGUCCAUCCAUCCAGUGACUUCAGGAAAGUUUCAUGGUGCAUCCUCCCGGUGUCAAAUUUCUCUCUUACUCCAAACUUUUUUCUGCUGCUUGAUUAUCAAUUUCAGCUGCAGAUUUCACGACUUGCAGUCUUAUAAUCUGCAAAAUCUGAUUUUGUUUUUGGGGGCAUUUGUGUUCAGUCUUCUCAGUCGACUUUAUAAGUUUGUUUAAAUGUUAAAUUGUUCAGUGGUACAGAAGUAAUUGUGCAAUCGACUGACAUGGUACAGACAGGAACAGAGGCUCUUUCUGCAGGAGACAUGUGCAGUAGAGUGAAGUGACAGUGGUACAGGAGUAAUAUGAGUAGCAGAUACUGACACAAAAGACUAGAGCCUCUCGCCGCUUCAGUGUGAACAUUUUAAUAUAUAAGUCACAGGAAACACCCAAACCAUGAAAAAAAGUGCAACUUAUAGUCCGAAAAAUCCGGUAAUAUGACACAUUAAUUGACAGCUGAAAAAUGGAGAAUUGAGGAGAGGAAUCGAGGAGAAGGAUGCGAGGAAAGAGAAAUGAGAAGCGACCACUCUCUCUGUGUAUCUGACCCAAAGUGCACUCACAAGGCUUCACCUGCAGGGGGAGUUCAUGCAAAAAAAUAGUACAAAAAAAGUACUAGGAAACAAUGUAUUUAUAUAAAAACAGACGCAACUUGUGAGUGAAAUCUGCCUUUUGACACAGAAAUACCAAAAAAACAAAAACAAAACACAAUCUUCAGCUAAAUCACUCACUUUUUUCUGUAAUCUAAAUACAAUGCAGUAACAUCUCCAUGGAGACGAUCUAGAAAGUUCCACAGUGCGCCUUUUAAUCCUCUUGAUAGCGGUCGUGCCCUCCUUUUGUUUGUGCAGUUUAGUGAAGUCAUCUGAACGGAGCAGAUCUGUCUUCGCCUGCUCCCGUGGCUCUCGCAGACGUGUGCGUGGAGCCGACCGCCCGGUUCCUUUUAUGGCUUCGGUGAAGUCUCUUGUCGAUCAGCUGUAAUUUAUUUUAACAAUCCUCACUGAGAAUGUGCACUAUUAUGUAAGAGACAAACAGCCUGGGAAAAACAAGAGAACGCUGCACGAUGGAAUGAAUGAGUAUGAACUAGGGUUGACAGAAAUAUAGGCGAGUUUCAGCUGACGUCAUUGUUAUUAAAAGCCCGCGUUGCUGCUGAGAAAUAUUUUGGUCGGAGGCAAGAAAACACGAUAGCGUCAAACACAGUGCGUAACCUCGUGUAUUUAUCCCCGAUAAUGGUAAAUUCCUGCUGCAUUAUCGGAUGCACAAAUAGAAGCACGGAAGAAGGAAAAUGUCUUUUUCGUAUUCUGAGUGAAAAGAACAGCUAACGGUGAAUUAAACGGCUUUCAAACAUCCGCAGAGCAAACGUAGAAGAUCCUAACAAACCGUGGACUCCAACAAGUUCAACAACACAUCGAGACUCUUGGAGGUUUUCAUCUUUUCUGCUGUGAAUGGCCCAGGAGUUUCCACCAAGUCAUUGUGGAUAUCGCCCAAGUGAAUAUUUGUCCAGGUAGUUGGCGAUUCCGACCAGAAAUUUGGUUUGGUCCACCUUUUGUCGGGGUUGAAAAGGGUGAUUUGUCGUCCGUCGAUGCUUAUGACCAAUUUCUGGUCAAAUCAUCUUGGGUCCUCUGCCGUUAGAGUGGAUAAAUAACCGGGAUCAAUACCCUUUACGUGCUUUCUCGCUCCGUCCGUCAUGUUGAAUUAGUGUUUCUUGCCGCCGACCAAAAUAAUUCCCAGCAUGCAACGCGCGCUUUUGUCAACAAUGAAACUCGCCUAUUGAAAAUCAGAUAAUAAUCAAGAGAUGUAACAAUAUCGAAAUCCCUCGGUACGAUAUUUUCACGACAUGCAUUUCACGGUGUCAUGGUGCGAUAUGUUGUGGAAAAGUGUGAAAACGCCACUUUUUCUUUUUUAAAGCCUUGGAAAAGUGUUGAAAAGCCUUUGGUACACUUAUGUUAUGAAGAAUUAAGGCAAAGGAGAAAUUAAAUUUGUCAACUGGACAGAAGUUUAUUUGGUCAAGUACGUUUCGCGGCUCGUCCAAGCUGCUUCUUCAGUUCUGAAUUUGAUUUGAAUUUCUCCUUUGCCAUGGAUUCUGCCUGGACAACGGGGAUUUUUCACACAUGAAGAAUUCAGAUUUAAAAGUGCUUAAUAACAGCUAUUUCUUCAUGUAAAUCUGCACUGACAACAGCAAAGGAUCAUGGUCUAUGUAGUUCCCUCUGUUUUUUUGAGCUACUGCUGCACCACGGCAAAGCAAGACAAGUUUAUUUGUAUAGCACAGUUCAACCCCAAAGUCAUUCAAAGUGCUUUACAGAAUAAGACGAUACAACAAUUUUGACGAUACGAUAUGAAAUUUCUGUUAUUGUUACAUCCCUACUAAUCAAAAGUAAAACUAGUAAACCAGAUACACAUUUGAGCAGGUAUCGAUACUCAAAGUUCCAUUCACAGGACAGAUAUGAACCUUUCCUGAAAGUCUUUAGAAUGAUCUUGAACUCAUGGAGCACUACAGAACCUACUUGGGCACAGAUAUAAGACAAAAAAAUACUGAAAAUCACAUUCUAUUGUCUAAAGAGUGUGUUUUAUUAUCAUUUUGGAAUUGGUAUUGAGUAUUGAGUCUGUUCUUUAGUAUCUUGACAGCUCUAUAUAUGUACUUCUAUAUGUUCUCCUCCUCGUUUGUGGCUGCUGCUGAAUGUUGUGACGAGCAGACAGGAGCCUCAUCGCGGACGUUCUCCCGCUUUUCUCAGGCUGUGGUUUUGCUGUCAGUCUGGCGUUGACAUUUUCUUUGGUCGUGUUAUUAACUGUACGGUAUGUGAAUUGAAAGAGAGAGAUUAUAAUGCACAGCGACGCUUCGAUCGCUCACACCCCAUGUAAAGAAGAAACGCUUUCUGCAAUCAAAGGUAGAAACUGUACUCUAUCGAAACUGUCUGAAUAAAGCACAAAUCUGUA